Lymnaea stagnalis (great pond snail) is the source of this 322-nucleotide messenger RNA. NCBI's taxonomy places the organism in Eukaryota, Metazoa, Mollusca, Gastropoda, Lymnaeidae. The record is from the annotation of a GenBank genome assembly.
GACCGUUGCACGCCGGGGAGAGAGAGAAGUCGCGGAAGUCCACCACAGGUUACAGGAGCUUCAAAAAGCUUAAGAUUGAAGAGGAGAUCCUCGAUAACAGGCUACUCAUCGUGGACAACGUUGAGGCUAAAACCGACGAAGCGGAUCCCCAUUUUUCCAACCAAAGGUUUUUCCACGACAAUCUCUACACGGUGAUGAAAACCAUCGUGUCGGCCAUCGACCUGUUCCACGAGACCUGCGUCGAUCUCUGGGGCGAGACGCUGCAGCGGGUGACCGGCGAAAUCGAGGUUCUCCUGGGCUACUGCAGGCGGUGGAAGCGCCC